This is a messenger RNA of Dermochelys coriacea (leatherback sea turtle), 699 nucleotides long. Its product is annotated as ubiquinol-cytochrome-c reductase complex assembly factor 3-like. Lineage: Eukaryota; Metazoa; Chordata; Testudines; Dermochelyidae. The transcript has 2 exons. The record is from RefSeq and is a predicted model, not a curated record. Gene Ontology annotation, biological process: mitochondrial respiratory chain complex III assembly. Bases 126 to 380 code for a protein of 84 amino acids.
CGCCCGUCUAUGGUAGGACGCUCUGCCUGGACACCUCCCCCGCUCUCUAUGGUUACCUUCUGUCCGCUCUGUCCCCCGGGAAGCCUGAACUCUGUGGCUAACCAGGGUUUUCAUACCGCGCCCUAAUGGAAUUCCUGCGACGCCUGGUGCUGGGCAGCCUGAUGGUGGCUGGGACCACGGGGCUGGGGGUCGGGGCCUGGGCGCUGGCAACGCCGCGGGAGCCGCGCAGGCGGGAGAUAGCCAAGGAGCUGCCGGAGACAAACCCCCUGCGCUGGGCGGAGAGGCGACACCAGAAUGAGCUGGUAAUGGAAGCGAUUAAAGAGGCAGCUGAAACAAAUGAGAAUGUGGCCCGGAGGCCUUCACCAGCCUGGAGCAAGUGACACCUGACCAUCACCCUCCCAAAUGGGAGCCAAGGCAACUGGUACUGAGACCGCCCCUGAAGUGGGAGCAGGCUGCAUUCUCCAUCCCUGCAGCCAUCUGUGGUCUCCCACAGGCCAGAAUGGGAUGGACACUCCCUGGCUGUCAGCAGCUGUAAUGAUCAGUGACCAUUAUGCUGAGGGGGCCUCUGUCUCUUAUUCCCAGCCCCUGGUCAUACCCACAGGGUAUGGGUGUCAUGCAGAUCUGACAGAGCAAAAACUACAGCAGGAGGUAAAGAAGCAUUUUCAUGUCUUUAAUAAACUAACCUAGUAACCUUGUAAA